ACAACACUGCUUGUAUGCAGAAAUAUGAACACAUUUAAAAACAUUGCUUUGGCUUUCUUUUCCCUCGUCUGUUGGGUUGACCUGGAGAAAUUUGGAGAGGGCGAGCUAUUUUUCUCUCUUAGAGGACUCAUCCCAUCCGUCAGGCCUGUCUGGUUGCGUCCCCAUUUAAGACAGCCCCUAUCUCAGCCCACAGCUGUGCGCCUCUGUGGUGCAARUUGUGGAUUACUGGAAGGCAGGGGACGAGACUACCACAGAACUUGCCCCCCUCGACUCCUUAUCCUCUGCUGCAGGAGGUUAAAGAGGAAAUGCGCUCCCAGAUCCACAGCAGACCGCAGGAAAUAACAGACGCCAGUUUGUGGGUGAGUUCGGCGAUGGAGAGCUCCAACUUUACGCACGGGUCUGUAUCCACCAAUGAGACGGUUCUUAUGAGCAGAACUCCCCACUCCAACUCGACGGAGAUCGCUUUGCCUGUUUUUAUGUUCGCUGGUGGAGCCAUUGGGAAUCUGAUCGCGAUAAUCGUCCUUUCAGGGUCGCGACAGCAGAGGAAAUCCUCCGCUUUCUACUCGCUGGUGUGCGGUCUGGCGGUGACGGACCUGCUGGGCACCUGCUUGGCCAGCCCYCUCACUAUAGCCGAUUAUUUGGACAAACAUGUGCUGAGGAACCAGCGCGUGUGCGAGUUUCACUCCUUCUUGUUGUUGUUUUUUGGUCUGACCGGUCUGAGCAUCAUCUGCACCAUGGCGGCGGAGCGCUACCUGGCCAUCUGCGGGCCCUACGUGUACCAGCGCUGGGGGGUGGACCGCUGCUUCGCGCGGAAGUUCCUGCUCUUCAUUUACAUCAGCCACAUUUUCUUCUGCUGCCUCCCCAUGAUGACGGGCGUGGCGCGGAGCGAUCUGCAGCCGUCCGGGACCUGGUGCUUCAUCGACUGGAGGACCGCCUACACACGGCUGUACGGGGCCGUGAGCCUGCUGCUGAUCCUGGGCACCAUCGUGCUGAACCUGGCGGUGUGCGGCGCGCUGCUGCUCAUGCGCCGCAGGAGCGCGCGGAGGAGCGUGACCACGGCCAGCGUCASGGGGAGGUGGAGGGCCCUGUCAUCCGCAGCAGAGACGCAGAUGAUCGCGGUGCUGGUGAUGACCUCCGUGCUGGUUCUGACCUGUUCCGCCCCUUUAGUGGUGCGAAUUUUUGCCAAUCACUUCCAGGAUGACCCCAAAGCAGACCUGACCGCCAUCCGGAUCGCUUCCUUGAACCCCAUCCUGGACCCGUGGAUCUACAUCCUCCUCAGGAGGUCCCUGUUCAAACGCUUACUCAGCUUGUCCAGGAAGCGCAGCAGCAGACGCAGCAUCUCCCCGCCUUCGCCGCACAGCGAGCUGUUGUUCACCGACGUGAUGAGGGACCGCCACGUCUUCGCCCAGCUGAUGUGCAACACGAGCAUCAUCGCUCAGCUGCCCGCUUCUGUCAAGUUCACUCCGUACGACACGGAGAACUGCUGUCAGCCUUGAAGCUCUGCAGACUCAGCAACAUGCUGCUGCAAACAGACUCAAAGGCUGGAGACCCACAGUGCAACAAACCCCUGAGGGGUCCCAGGAUUAUUUAUUGACUGUCGGCUGAGCAGAGGUCUGACUGAUGCACAUGUGGCAAUGAGAAUAUUUGACUCUGAUGCUGCUGGAAUGUAACAAUAACCGAYAGUUGUUUAGGCAUUUGUGCCUCUGGUUUUUGUAAAAUUCUGUAAUUGCCUCRGGCUCUGCUGCACGUAGACGUUUUCCUAAAGAAUUUAUAAUUAAUAAUUAUUAUCUUAUUUAUUAUUUAUUUUUUAUCUGAAAAAAACAAUGCUUGUCUACAUGUACUAAAUAUUAAUAUGUUGCAUUAUGCUUGUAAUGUAAGACAAGAGCAUUUUACUAUUUUUUUCCACAAAAAACAAUAUACAAAGAACUUUACGAUGCACUGACAAAAACAUGCUGCAUGUUUGUUUUAAAUAUUCAAGUGUAAAMUAUCUGAAAGUGCUGGCUUUUUGAGUCCCAGUUCUUUGAAGCWUUACAGUGAAUUAAGCUCAAUAAUUCCAGUGUUUUGUUUUCAGGAACAACUUUGUUUUGUUGCUUUUGUUCUGAAAAAUCAACUGAGUUAUAAACCAGUUUAAAUGUUUAAGAAAGUAUUUGUGUGGAAAUUUAUCCAGCAAGCUUUCCUUUCUCAGCAUGGUCGAGUUUUAAAGCUUCAACACAAGUUGGAGGGAAUAGGUUUUCUUGAAAGCCUUACAUAUGCAGGUUAUGUGUAAGGCUCAAAGAAAUGUGUUGCCAUCAAACAUCCAAUCACAUUUUGUGAAGAGGGAAAGCUGCUAUAAU
Messenger RNA from Austrofundulus limnaeus, 2333 nucleotides. RefSeq names its product prostaglandin E2 receptor EP4 subtype. The record is from RefSeq and is a predicted model, not a curated record. Gene Ontology annotation, biological process: positive regulation of cytosolic calcium ion concentration; inflammatory response; adenylate cyclase-activating G protein-coupled receptor signaling pathway. Lineage: Eukaryota; Metazoa; Chordata; Actinopteri; Cyprinodontiformes; Rivulidae. Bases 306 to 1496 code for a protein of 396 amino acids. Gene Ontology annotation, molecular function: prostaglandin E receptor activity. The transcript has 2 exons. Gene Ontology annotation, cellular component: plasma membrane.